GUUUUCCUUUUCAAGUUUCGUAAAUUGACAAUCUUACUAAAUCAAUAUUGUAAAACAAUAUAAAUAGAGAAUAAAUUGUUUUCUAUACAACUAAGUCUCGGUGCACGUUGAAUUUGGUGCUUUCUAAUUAUAAUAAAUAAUAGGCCUAUUUUUAAUAGGUAAUAGCACUUGUAUUUUAUAUAUAUAUACUCUAUAUAUAUAUAUAGAAAGAGAGACAGAAUAAAAAGAUGUAUGUAUGUAUUGUAUGUUAGGUUUAACGGUGUGCAUGUGAUAAGAAUUAUGGGAGAAGAGAAGUAGAAGAGUGCAGAUAAAAUUAUAUGUAUAUAUAUAAAUUAUGUUAAAAGGUGUUAUCAAAGCUGACCAAAAGCUCCAGACAAUAAGAUAUAUAGAAUAAAGCUUGUAGAACAGCUAUAAAUUACAAUCUAAAACGCUGAUAUAAGCGUUAUAUAUUGGACGAAGGGACGUAGACGAAAAACUAAGCCUAGUGAAUCAAUCAAUUUCCCACUCGAAAAUCACUGACACACUUUACUUAAUGACGAUAGAGAAACAGGUGAGAACAGAUAUAAUCAGUAAUUUUGCAUGUAUUUAUGAUAGAACUAAUGAAGGACGAAAUUUUCAUCACUCGUUUGUUAUUUAAUCUAGUUUAGUAACAUUUGCUGUAAGAUGAGUAUGAAAGACGCUCAAAAAAUGGAGACACCUCUGCGUAAACUUUGCAGAGAAACGGCUAGACUCUCCUACCUCUCACGGGACAUUGGAGGAAGCGGCGAUGGUGAAUAUCUAAGAGAUGAAUUAGCCAAAACAUGGGGAAGAAUAUGUGAAAUAGCACUCAACUCCAACUUUCUUAAAAGUUUUAAAAAUUCAGACGAAAACUCGACAAUUUCAAUUGGAACUGCAUGCCUAGAGUUCGUUAUUGGAGUUAUGCAAAAUUCUCUUGGAUUACAAACGGAUUAUCCACUGUUUUCAAAAAAUUCCAAAUUUAUUAAAACUGGAAUUCAUGAGAUUAAAAAUCAACUUUACAGUAUAAAACAAUCAAAUUCGGCAAAUAUACAAUAUCUGGACGAAAGUAAAGUUGAUAAAUUCACUGUUGAACAGGAAAGAUUUGAAUGUUUUAAAAAGUUAUUAGUAUUUUAUAAAUAAUCUCUUAUCUCUUUAAAUAUUAUUAUUAUUAUUAUUCGUCUCUCUUUAUCUCCUUCUCAUUCUUCUUUUUUUCCGCUCAUUUAUCAUCCUUUAUCCUCUAUUUUCUUAUAUUUCAUUUUUUUCUAAAUAUAUAUAGAAGAGUUCAAUCAACUUCAGCUCGUCUUACAGAAGUAAUAACAAAAUUGGAUACAACACCUUGGGCAGAAAGGGCUACAAGUUUCCAAGCAACUUCCAUGACUGAAUUAACAGCCGUUUCUGUUAGUAGAUUAUGAUGAAUAUUCAUAAGCUGUGGAUAGUUCUAAUCGCAGAAUAAGAAACAAACACUUAUUAAAAAUUAUCGUUCUAGGCGUUUUGACGUUAACUGGUAUAGCGGCUAUUGCUGGACUUUGCGCUGCCUUUUUAUUAUAAGUUUUCUAAUUUAAUAUUUCAUUGCUGGCAAUUGAAUAUUAAUAUUUUUUCAAUAAUAUCUCUAUUUUUAAUAAAAUUGCAAAUAUCUCUUCGAUAAGAAUAGGAGAAACGUCAAAUAUAAACGUUUCUUUUUGUCUCUUCUUUCUUCUACCAUAUAAGUCAUAAAUAUACUUUUAAAUAUCCCGC
Molecule: messenger RNA, 1731 nt
Organism: Dimorphilus gyrociliatus
Lineage: Eukaryota; Metazoa; Annelida; Polychaeta; Dinophilidae
Source: the annotation of a GenBank genome assembly